UAUAAGUUUCACCGUGGCACUAAGCAUUUCAAACUCAUCACUGGAGCAAGGUUCUACACAUCGGAGUAUCAUCACCACAGAUCAGCAACCAAUCCCCUGGAAUAAAAUAAUACGGUCUCGGUUUUACGUGGUUGAGAGUCUCUGAAAUAUUUGUAUUCGGUUCAGCUGCGCACUCAUCAACUGCUGAGGGAGAAUGGUGGAGGUGAGGAAGAUCUGUUGUAUUGGGGCUGGCUACGUGGGCGGUCCCACCUGCAGCGUGAUCGCCCAGAUGUGCCCCGAGGUGACGGUUACCGUGGUGGACGUGAACGAGGACCGCAUCCGUGCCUGGAAUUCUGAUAGCCUUCCCAUCUUUGAGCCUGGACUCCAGGAAGUGGUGGACUCAUGCCGCGGGGUCAACCUUUUCUUCUCCACAGACAUGGAUGAGGCCAUAAAAAAUGCAGACCUGGUUUUCAUAUCUGUCAAUACGCCUACCAAGACAUUUGGGAUUGGUAAGGGUCGAGCAGCGGACCUGAAGCACAUAGAAGCAUGUGCCCGGCGCAUUGCUGAUGUGUCCAUCGGGUGUAAGAUUGUUGUAGAGAAAAGCACAGUUCCUGUACGUGCUGCUGAGAGCAUCCGCCGCAUCUUCAACGCCAACACCAAGAGUAGCUUCAACUUUCAGGUCCUCUCAAACCCAGAGUUUCUUGCUGAGGGAACAGCCAUCACUGAUCUGAAGAAUCCAGACAGGGUAUUGAUUGGAGGGGAUGAGACCCCUGAGGGCCAACAUGCUAUUGAGGCCCUGCGGAGCAUCUAUGAGCACUGGGUCCCCAAGAGCAAGAUUAUCACCACCAACACCUGGUCCUCUGAGCUCUCCAAGCUGGCAGCCAAUGCCUUUCUGGCCCAACGUAUCAGUAGCAUCAACUCCAUCAGUGCCCUGUGCGAGGUAACUGGUGCUGAUGUAGAGGAGGUGGCUCAUGCCAUCGGGACAGACCAGAGAAUAGGCAGUUGCUUCCUGAAGGCCAGCGUGGGAUUUGGUGGCAGUUGUUUCCAGAAGGAUGUCCUCAAUCUUGUGUACCUAUGCGAGGUGCUAAACCUACCAGAGGUUGCAAGAUACUGGCAACAGGUUAUAGAGAUAAACGAUUACCAGCGAAAACGAUUCUCUUCACGGAUAAUCAGCUGCCUCUUCAACACAGUGACGGACAAGAAGAUAGCCUUGCUAGGAUUCGCUUUCAAGAAAAACACAGGCGAUACAAGGGAAUCCUCUAGUAUCUACAUCAGUCGCUACCUGCUGGAGGAGGGAGCCUGUCUACACAUCUAUGACCCCAAGGUUAAAGCGCAGCAGAUCAUGCACGACCUGACUCAGCCCACACCCUCAGAAAGACAUGACCCCGCCACAGUUUCUCGUCUAGUCACCAUCGUCACUGACCCAUACAAGGCUUGUGAGAACGCCCAUGCAAUUGUCAUCUGCACAGAGUGGGAUAUGUUCACGGAGCUGGACUAUGAGAAGAUCUAUAAAGCCAUGCUGAAACCUGCCUUCAUCUUUGACGGUAGAAGGAUCUUGGACAGCUUGCACGACCAACUCCAGCAUAUCGGCUUCCAGGUGGAGACUAUUGGGAAAAGAGUUAACCAGAGGAUCCACUUCACUGCCAUUGAGGACAAGUCAGAAAUAGACCAACAGCAACCAUUGAAGAAGAUCAAACUAUGAAGCGGGCUUAUGGGACAGGAGCGACAGAGCCAGCUCAGUGCAGUAAUAUAUUAAACCAAGUUAUCAUUUUUUUAUGUAAUAUUAAAUCAGUGGGAUGGCUAGGCGGUAUACCGUAUUUGACUAUAUACACCCCAGUAUUGAUGCACGGACCGGUUUGGGUUUUUGCUUUACCUUCUAACGGUGUUUCAAUGUUUUGGUUUGUUAAAUGUGUGAUACGCGACUCACGCGUGUAAUGUUCGUUUUUAUAGUUUACUCCCUUUGCUACUUGGGCCAUCGCUCUCCCUCUCCUCCUGCAUGCCGCCCGAGAGGAAGAGGUGAAGCGAGAGGUUUUACUUGCUAAUUUGCUACGUGAGGAUUAUUUGAUCAAUGGAACUUUCGUAUUGGUUAGGUUGUUAAAAAUGCACUGAUAUAAGUGGACGCACGUUGCAUUUUGGAAACGUUUAGCAUGGACAUUGCCUUUGAGGGGUUCCACCAUUUUAAAGUAGUCAGGGAUUCCUAUGAGUUGGGAGCAAUCGGCCAAUGAAGAAGAUCAUUGACUACUUUAAAAUAGAGAUAGCCUCAAUGGCGUUGCCCUCGCUGUCACAGCUGCUAUAAUGCACAGAUAAAAUGAUGAGUCCUAUACAUCUCUAUGGCCUGUUGUUCACACGCAUAUUUGCCCUCUCGUUUGCAAGAAAGGUCCCACCUGAUCUCGCCUCCUCCCGCCUGCCUUCCAUCUUUGCGGACGUGUAUUUCCAUUGUUAGAGUGGUCACUUGACUAUCUUGUCAAUAUAAUGCCACGUGCAUCCACUUAUAUCAGUAAAUUUGUAACAACCUAAACAUUACAAAACUUCUAUUAGAUCAAAUGAGCCUACCAUAAUUAGACACUCAUAGACUUCCAUACAAAAAAGAGCUUAUCUCAUGUGGACAAAUUUUGGGUAGAGUAAAUCCUCUCGCUUCACCUCUUCUUCUCUGCUUUCACUCUGUCUGCAUGGUCAGAUGCAACGAGGUGUUGGGGACAAUGAUGCUGAUUUAUUCUUUGCUUCUUAAUAUACAGUGCAUUCGGAAAGUAUUCAGACCCCUUGACUUUUUCCACAUUUUGUUACAGCCUUAUUCUAAAAUUGAUUCAAUUGUUUUUCUUAUUCAUCAAUCUACACACGAUACCCCAUAAUGAGAAAGCAAAAACAGGGUUUUAGAAAUAUCAUAUUUACAUAAGUAUUCAGAUCCUUUACUCAGUACUUUGUUGAAGCACCCGUGGCAACUAUUACAGCCUGGAGUCUACUUUGGUUAGGAUGCUACAGGCUUGGCACACCUGUAUUGUGGGAGUUUCUCCCUUUCCUCUCAAGUUCUGUCAGGUUGGAUGGUGAGCGUUGCUGCACAACUAUUUUCAGGUCUCUCCAGAGAUGUUCGGUCAGGUUCAAGUCUGGGAUCUGGCUGGGCCACUCAAGGACAUUCAGAGACGUAUCCCGAAGCCACUCCUGCGUUGUCUUGGUUGUGUGCUUAGGGUCGUUGUCCUGUUGGAAGGUGAACCUUCUCCCCAGUCUGAGGUCCUGAGCACUUUGGAGCACGUUUAUAUCAAGGAUCUCUCUGUACUUUGCUCCGUUCAUCUUUGCCUCGAUCCUGACUAGUCUCCGAGUCCUUGCCACUGAAAACAUCCCCACAGCUUAAUGCUGCUAACACCAUGCUUCACCAUAGGGAUGGUGCCAGGUUUCCUCCAGAUGUGACACUUGGCAUUCAGGCCAAAGACUUCAAUCUUGGUUUCAUCAGACCAGAGAAUCUUGUUUCUCAUGGUUUGAGGGUCUUUAGGUGCCUUUUGGCAAACUCCAAGCGGGCUGUAGAAACAUUUCCAGGAUGAUCAAUGGAAACAGGAUGCACCUGAGCUCAAUAUCGAGGUUCAUAGCAAAGGGUCUGAAUACUUAUGUAAAUAAGGUCUCUUUUUUUUGCAAACAUUUCUAAAAACCUGUUUUCGCUUUGUCAUUAUGGGUUAUUGUGUGUAGAUUGCUGAGAAUUGAACAUAUUUAAUAAAUUUUAGAAUAAGGCUGUAUAACCUUACAAAAUGUGGAAAAGUUCAAGGGGUCUGAAUACUUUACGAAGGCACUGUAAAUCUACAAGUGUUCUAUUAUUACCCUAUUAGUUUGUGUAUCCUACUGUCUGUCACACUGGUAUAAAGGAUUUUGAAGACAGGCGCAGGCGAUACACAAUAGGGGUUUUUAAUACACCCAAAACAAACACGUAUACAAAAACACUGGGCUGUACCCAAACAAAAGAGCGAGAGUAAACCUCACUGAAUGACACGGGACGAUACCCGUAAUAUACAAUAUAUAUAUAUAUAUAAGCACGCAGCAUAACACGCAUAGGUACUCGCACCACCAACGGACAUGGGAACAAUAACCCACAAAGACAGAGGGAAGAGAGGGCACAUAUAUAGCAUACUAAUCAGGGGAAAUGGGAACCAGGUGAAUAUAAUCAGACAAGGCAGUCCGGGGUUGAUGAUAAUGAAUCCCGUUCAGUGAAGCCUAGAAAGCCGGUGACGUAGACCUCCGGAACUGGUGAACAGAAUGAGCAUCAAUACCAACUUGCUCGCGGUCAGCAGAUUAGAUCAAAAUGUUGUCUAUAUAGACCACUACGCCCCGUCCUAGCAUGUCCCGAAACACUUCGUUGAUAAGGACUGGAAGACUGAAGGAGCAUUAGACAGGCCAAAGGGCAUUACGAGAUACUCGUAAUGACCCGUGGUCGUGGAAAAGGUAGUCUUCCAUUCAUGCAUACCAGAUUGUAGGCACUCCUAAAGUCCAGCUUCGUGAAGUAGUCAAUUUGUAAGUCGCUCUGGAUAAGAGCGUCUGCUAAAUGACUUAAAUGUAAAUGUAAGUACUGCGCCCCAUGCAUUUGUUCGAUGAUGGUUGGGAUAAGGGGUAAAGGAUAGCUGAACUUGACGGUGGCCUUGUUCAGUAGUCUGAAUUCCGCGCAGGUCUUCUUCGGAAUGAAUCUGUUCAGUGAAGCCUAGAAAGCCGGUGACGUAGACCGCCGGAACUGGUGAACAGAAUGAGCAUCAGUACCGGGGGAUCCGUGACACUGUCUGCAAACAGCUAGUGGGUCUUGUCUUAGCAAGUUGUUGCAAAAAUAAAUUGUGUUAGCUGGCUAGCUAAAUGGACAAAGAAUCAGAGCAAACUUAGCUAGCUAAUACAGACUGAUACCAGUGCUGGUGUAGGCCUAGAUUAGCAUGUUGUUUGUGCAACAGUAUCUUCUAAAGCAGAGGAAUAUGCAAAGCAUUCAUAUUGUAGCUUGCGCUAGCUAACGUAAACUCGUACAUCGCUUUUGUUCGUACAAUUGCCCCAAAACGUAAUACUUCCAGAUCAACUGUAAUGUCAAUACCAUUGUAAAGCACAAUUUCUCCCAUUUCCAACAGAAUAAAUGACAUGACCUAAACGCUGCCCGUUUCUGCAUAAUUCAAGCAGGCAAUGAGCCCCAUCGGGUCUUUUUAAAAAAGGACGGAAACUAAUGCGUGAGACUGAGAAGGAGAGAUAUUGUGUGGGAAAAUUGCUUUUUUUCACUCGAUCUGUCCAACUUAUCACCUUAUCGCCUCUAAAAUGUAAAUAAAACACUAUAAAGAGUUUAAAUAAUGUGUCAUUACAUACCUAUUUGAAGGUUUGUGUCGAAUUUGAAUCGGGUUUUUAGGGCGGUGCUAAAGUGAUCUUCGAAGUAAAGAGCGGCUUUGAGAAUGGUGAUCGCAUGCAAUGAAGACGCAAAAAAUGACUAGGUAUCCCCCCUUACCCCCGUCACUGUCCAUUUCUUGUUUUUAAAGGAUGAGAGAAGUGCUACACCUGGUGGAGAGAGAUUGUAAGACAUAAAUAAUUGCUUUAUGCGUGCUGUUACGACAUGACACGUCUAGAUGUAACGGAGGGUCUGUUUUUUCAACUUUUCUCCAAUACUAUAGAGCCAUUACCAUGUCGAUCAACGCUUGAAUAGAAACCUAGUUCACACCCCGGAUUUUGAAGUCAACACAGCGAUACAGCGUAGCGAUACAGUCCCAUUAGUUUUCUUUGUAGCCUCGUUUGAAUGUUGUGGUUGCGCACAUUUGUACGGAAUGGGGUGAGUUUACGUUAGCUACAUGGAGUAAGAGAAAACAUGUAAUGUAGCAUCUAAUUAGGGUCCCUUGGGAAACGCUCACAAAAAUUCCUCCAUGGCUUUUUCAUUCGUUGUCAUGUCAAACGACAAUGUAUUAAAAAUGCUGCCCACUAUAUUCCUAAAAUAUCAUUAGAAUCAUUAAUUUUUGAUAAUUCGAACAGUUCACCAGUUUAUUAGGCCUAGAUUUUUCCCCCCAUAUCAUGCGGGGGCAAUGGAGAAAGCCCAAAUGAAAUCACAUAUAAUUUAUGUCAUGUCACCCUAGGGUCAUAAACUACUCAUAAAGCAUAUUUAGAAAAUGUUUAUAUAUAAAAAAUAAUAAAUACCGUCAAAUACUGUAAAAAAUAUAUAUAUAUUGUUAUAUUACUUUUUGGCCAUAUCGCCCAGCCCUAAUUAGUCAUUUCAGCAUCCUCAUCAACUUGAUAUGGUGACUUGAAACAAAUAAUUAUGUCAGCUACAAUGAAAGAAGUUUUGGGCAAUGCUUCGAAGUUAGGGUUGAGGACCUUGUUUGUCAGCAACAUGUGGUAACAAUACCCCUCCAACCUCGUUUAUUUGUUUGUGCAUGUUGGAUAAUUACCAGGAUUUGGAUGUUUAACUUACACAAGGGGGAAAACAACUUAAUUAAAUUUCAGAUGUUUCUAUAUUUUCCCUUUUUAAGAAUAUUUGCCCCAAAAUAGUCAUGUAUGAAAGCAUUUUUGGAUGACUGAUUCCAGUGCUCUUUUAGUUUUGAUUCACUUCUAAGCAAUUUUUAUGAAAUAAAAUAAAAUGUUAUUGGUCACAUAUAUUUGUUUAGCAGAUGUUAUUGCGGGUGUUGCGAAAUGCUUGUGUUUCUAGCUCCAACAGUGCAGUAAUACCUAGCAAUACAAAACAAUACACACAAAAGUAAAAUAAUGGAAUUAAGGAAUAUAUAAAUAUUAGGAUGAGCAAUGUCAGACUGGCAUAGACAAAUACAGUAGAAUAGAAUACAGUAUAUACAUAUGAGAUUAGUAAAGCAAAAAUAUGUAAACAUUAUUAAAGUGACUAGUGCUGGUUGAAUGUGAAUUUGAGCGGCGUUAGUGUAAACAUGUACCCGAUAUGCAAUAUUAUAAUUAUAUGUUGUUUUAUAAUGUAAGAACUCUGUAAAGUAAAACAUUACAUUUUUUACCUGCAAAAUAAAACCAUGUUUAGUA
This is a messenger RNA of Salvelinus fontinalis (brook trout), 6945 nucleotides long. Its product is annotated as UDP-glucose 6-dehydrogenase-like. The coding region runs from base 194 to 1681 and encodes 495 amino acids. Gene Ontology annotation, biological process: glycosaminoglycan biosynthetic process. Lineage: Eukaryota; Metazoa; Chordata; Actinopteri; Salmoniformes; Salmonidae. The transcript has 12 exons. Gene Ontology annotation, cellular component: nucleus; cytosol. The record is from RefSeq and is a predicted model, not a curated record. Gene Ontology annotation, molecular function: UDP-glucose 6-dehydrogenase activity; NAD binding.